Branchiostoma floridae (Florida lancelet) is the source of this 3067-nucleotide messenger RNA. Its product is annotated as E3 ubiquitin-protein ligase TRAF7-like. Gene Ontology annotation, molecular function: zinc ion binding; protein binding. The record is from RefSeq and is a predicted model, not a curated record. NCBI's taxonomy places the organism in Eukaryota, Metazoa, Chordata, Leptocardii, Amphioxiformes, Branchiostomatidae.
CGUGACACCAAAUUAGCUCCGAGAUCCGGAAGCAGGAAAAAAACUGAGGAGAAACAGAAGACUUGGUCAGGUUGUCGUCAAGACUUUGGAAUUUAACGAAACAUGUUUCCUUGAUACCAGGCAGAAAGCACCUCGUUGGAAUGACCUGAAUGGACAGAAGAUUGCCAUUUUGUCACACCUGAACCAAGUAUGGCCAGCAAGCAGCUCUCCGCUGAGGAGGGGGCGGGAAGUGGGAGUGGCACCGACUCUCCUACUCCAUCAAGGAGACUGGAGACAACCUUUGGACCAGGUUAUUCCACAGUCACAACACUAGUAGCUGAGGGCUCACCAAACUAUCCAUGGCAGAAGUCCCAGUCAUUUGACAGUGAUAAUGAAGAAGAAAUGUCUGAUGAGCCCUUGGUGUUUACAGAGACGCCAUCAUCCAAGCUGUUCUGCUUGUUGUGUGAGAGGGUCUUUAAAGAUGCCGUCAUUACAACAUGUGGGCACACUUUCUGUAGGUGGUGUGUCAACAUGAAGACAAAUGAAAAGUGUCCUGUGGACGACAGUAAGCUAUCGGUGGUGGUAGCGAACAUAGCCGUGUCUGAGCAGAUAGGAGAACUCUUCAUCCACUGUAAAUAUGGCUGCCAGCAAGCGGACGGCGGCAAGAUGGGGGAGUGGGAGCUGGACCCCAGGGGCUGCCCCAUGACGGUCAGGGUCAAUGCCAGAAAGGAGCAUGAGGCAUCCUGUGGAUAUGCACCCGUGUCGUGUCCAAACAACCCUAACUGUCCCCCGCUGAAGAGAAUGGAACUGGAGGAACACUUGAAACAGUGUGAUCAUAUCAGAUGUCCUCACCACAAGUAUGGAUGCACGUUUGUGGGUACGAGCAGUGAUGUGUCGCACCACCUGACUAACAUCUGCAGGUUUGAGGGCAUUAAGGAGUUUCUGCAGCAGACAGAAGACAAGAUGCGUGAGAUGCAGCUGCAGCUGGCACAGAAGGACCAGGAGAUCGCCUUCCUCAGGUCCAUGCUUGGCAGGCUCUCCGAGAAGAUAGAUGCACUCGAGAAGUCCGUGGAGGUUAAACUGGAUGUGCUGGACGAGAGCUGUAAUAAACUUCAAGAUGAAGUCAUGGAGUCGAGAAGAGACUGUGCCCUGAUCAAUGAUGAGCUCUCUCACAUCAAUGCAAGAUUGAACACUGGAGUUGUAGGAACUUUGGAUCCUCAACAGAUCUUCAGAUGCAAGGGAACUUAUGUUGGUCAUCAGGGACCUGUUUGGACACUAUGUGUCCAUGGGGAUCUGUUGUUCAGUGGGUCCUCUGACAAGACAAUCAAGGUUUGGGACACAUGCACCAACUACAAGUGCCAGAGAACAUUGGAGGGACACACAGGCAUUGUGUUAGCCCUCUGUAUCCACAACAACAAGUUGUACAGUGGCUCUGCUGACUGUUCCAUCAUGGUUUGGGAUAUCCCAUCCCUGGAGCACAUGAAGACUAUCCAGGCCCAUGAUAACCCAGUCUGCACCCUGGUGGCUUCCAACAACCUGCUCUUCAGCGGCUCGCUCAAGGCCAUCAAAGUUUGGGACAUCCACACCCUGCAGCUGAAGAGAGAGCUGACAGGACUGAACCACUGGGUACGAGCCCUGGUGGCCUCCACACACUACCUGUACAGCGGGUCCUACCAGACCAUCAAGAUCUGGGACCUGAAGAGCCUGGAGUGUGUGCAUGUACUGCAGACAUCAGGAGGCAGUGUGUACUCCAUCGCCAUCACCAACCACCACAUACUGUGUGGCACCUACGAGAACUGCAUACACGUGUGGGACCUGGACUCCCAUGAGCAGAUCCAGACCCUGACAGGACAUGUGGGCACAGUCUACGCACUGGCUGUGGUCAACACUCACGAGGGGACCAAAGUCUUCAGUGCCUCCUACGACAGGUCACUGAGGGUGUGGAGCAUGGACAACAUGAUCUGCACACAGACCCUGCUGCGCCACCAGGGCAGCGUGGCCUGUCUGGCCGUGUCCAGGGGAAGGGUGUUCUCUGGAGCCGUCGACAGUACUGUCAAGGUGUGGCAGUAGUUAAUAGGGGGCGCUGCAACACUGAGGGAACCUUGCACCAUCUUUUUUAUUUACCAAAUUAAUCAGAUUUGAGUAAUAGUUAGAAUUGAUGGGGAAAAGUGGCUAGAAUGGCAAACCAUAAACAGUGCGUCAGUAUCAGUGCAUCUGCUUAUAUGUACAGCUAUGGUCCAGGGCUGUCUCCAGCUGUAGAUUUUUGUUUCUCACUCUCAUGUUUGGGAGGAGAGAGUUUAUCUAUUACAGGCCUUGGAGGCCAUUAACCAUGAUCAAUGGUUGCAUUAUUGCGGAGGAAAAGGCUGAAUUUGGUUCAAUUAAGAUUUGGGACCCAAUGUUGUCAAUUUUCAUCUUAAGAUCUGUCAUGAAGUUUUGUUUACUUAGACGGACAGGGUGAAAUUUUCGUCCAUUUGAAAAAGCAAAUUUCUGUCCCAGAACAGAAGGUGGAGACAGCCCUGAUUUGACAGGUAAAUUCUACAUCGGACAUUGAACAGUAGAAUAUCAAAUGACCUACAAGUUGCCAUCUUAUCCAGUUGUACAGAUCCUUGUAUGUUGUAUAUAAACCUGUCGAUUUUUAGCCUUGAUGUCGUCAGUUAGGUUUCUUUUCCAAGGGCUUCAAGUACCUGUACCUGUAACUCUCCCUCAGGUAAAGUUAUGUUUUGAAAUCCCGACCUUCAGGAGAUCCUUUUGUAAAUAGUUUUUAACCCAAAGCCCAACUAGACACCAUCAUGUCGACCUGUAAAUGGUCACUUUUAAAACCUUUGUGAUUCUAAAUACCCUAUCAAGAAACACGUGUACAUUGAGAAAUUGAAAUGAUAUAUAGUCAUCAUGUGAAAUAGAGCUGUAGAAGUUCCCUCCGAAAUCAGUGUCUACAAUAUUUUAGGGGUAAGGUUGCUUUUUUAUGAUUAUGUCUGCAUUGGUACGAGGUUGGAGCGUCGGUCUCCUGUGAUGUAAAUUGAUUCUCUAUCUAUUUGGCAAAGAAUAUUGUGCCAAAAACAGCUAUGCCAUAAUAAAAUACCUCAUCCUA